AUGGCCUGCUGUGCAUCAUCCUGGCAGCCCUGCCUGCCACAGUGCAUCAUCAUUGGGGUGAGGAAGGGGGGCACGCGGGCCUUGCUGGAGAUGCUGAUGCUGCACCCCCAGGUAGCCGCUGCUCCCGCCGAGGUGCACUUCUUCAACGUGGAGGAGAACUACCAGCGGGGGCUGGGCUGGUACCGCCAGCAGAUGCCUUUCACCUGCCCCAGCCAGCUCACCCUGGAGAAGACCCCGGGCUACUUCUCCUCCCUGCAGGCCCCCGAGCGCAUGCACGCCAUGGACCCCAGCGUGCGGCUGCUGCUCAUUGUGCGUGACCCGGUGGAGCGGCUGGUGUCAGACUACACCCAGGUCCUGCACAACCGCCAGGCCCGGCGCAAGCCCUACCCAGCUCUGGAGCAGCUCCUGCUCCUGCAGGGCCAGCUCAACCCCCGCUACAAGGCCAUCCAGCGCAGCCUCUAUGCCCUGCACCUGGCCCGCUGGCUGGCCUUCUUCCCCCUGGCCCACAUCCACGUGGUAGACGGGGGCAGCCUGGUCCCCCAGCCCCUGGGGGAGCUGCGCCGGGUGGAGCAGUUCCUAGGCCUGAUGCCUUGGCUGGGCCCUGACAACUUCUACUUCAACCAGACCAAGGGCUUCUACUGCCUGCGGGCUGGGGCUCACCAGCGCUGCCUGGAUGAGUCCAAGGGGCGGCCCCACCCUCCCAUCCCUGAGCUGGUGCUGGAGCAGCUCUGCACCUAUUUCAGUGCCCACAACAAGCACUUCUUCAGCCUGGUGGGGCGCACGUUCAACUGGUGCUGAGGGUGGGGGGAGGCCUGGAGCCAGAGGUCCCCUCACUGCUGAGCUGGUACCACCCCAUACAAGGCAGCUACCUCUCCCCUUGCGCUCAGCAGGCUGCUGGGGCUCUUGAUGGGGCUGUAGGGAGAGGGGGCCAGAAGUCCUCAGCUGCCCAGGAAGUGCACUCCUAGAAGGGCUCUGCAGGGUGGGAGUGGGGAAGCAGUUUGGAUGAGAGACCAGCAGCUUCUACAAUUUGAAAGAGGUCUCUUUCUCCCCCCCUUCCCUUGGUCCGUCAAAGGCACCAAGCUCCACAGCCACCCGCUCCCUGGCCUGGGGACCCCUCUCUCCUCAUGGGUGGCUCCAGGCUUUCCUGCUGUCACUGAAUUCCCCAGCAGGCCUGCCUCUGGGCAACAGUGACGUGGGUUCCCCUGCAUAAGCCUCCAGCCCAGGUGAAAGCACUGCAGAGCCCCUGGCUUUUGGCUGGCUUGCAGGGAGCAAUGGGUGAGCAGCUCCAGCUGGAGUCAUUCAGGCUGUAGCCCACAAGGCCCAGGAGAACCACACUGCUCCCCAUGGGGAGGGGGCUGAGUGGGGGCAGUCCAGUGGCCCUCCUGGUCUGAGCCGGCCGGAGGAGGGGGCUGCCCCUGGAGCAGCUGGGACAGUCCCCCCCCCCCCAGCAUGCUAAGGGAAGGACAGGCCCUGCACCUUUGCCUGCAACAGCAGUUUAGUGCACUGUGAUUAUUGCCCCACACGGGGAAGCCCAGCGGCAGCAUUAAAAGUGGCAGGGGGGUUAGUCCUGGGCUCACUUAGUGCCCAGGGUGGGCACAUCUCACCCACUCACUCUGCACACAGCCACAUAGUGUUAGUACAGAGUAUGCCCCUGCCCCUGCCCCAGCCCACCUAGCACAAGGAGCAUUUCCUGUGCUGGCCCUCAAGCCUGUGGGAGGGUUGAGCCCUCACAAGGCUGAAUUCCCUGUGCUAGCACAAGGUAGAGGCACACAAGCCCCAGACAGCCCAUGGGGUCACAGCAAGGCACCCAACUCACACAGCCUGCACCUUAAUUCAGCUCCCAGGAUUCCCUCACAUGGUG
Pelodiscus sinensis (Chinese soft-shelled turtle) is the source of this 1861-nucleotide messenger RNA. The record is from RefSeq and is a predicted model, not a curated record. Lineage: Eukaryota; Metazoa; Chordata; Testudines; Trionychidae.